AGGCACCACCAGCCCCAACAUAGAGAGAAAUCCCACCAUUCCUUUCCGGAGCCACCAAACCCAUAUUCAAUCUUAGUAGAGACUGAUGCUGGCGUAACAACACACCAACAUAGACGGUCCACAGAUGGAGGACUGUCUUGCCACCCUGCCCCUUGCUCAUCCUCUGAUUACUCCCUCCGCCGGACAACCAUAUUCCGAAGAACAACUUCGCCGCAGUCCUGCCCCAAAACUGGCAAGAAACUCCUACUCCUUGCAAAUAGAUAACCAAACCUCGUUACUCCAUCAAUCUCGUUUCAUCCCACCGCAGAGCACCAAACAACAUUGUGGUUGAAUCCAAGUAUUAGAAUCCAGAUCGACUAUGCCGUCCUUCGCCAGUGUUGAGCCUACACGCGUAUGCAAUGCAACUUCGCUCCACCAUCUAAACCGUUUAAGAGAAAGAAAAAAACUACCAGCGUAACCUCAAACUCCGACCACCACACGCCGCCAACAGCAUGUGAACCCGUCCAGCCACACCCAUCAUGCAUCGACGCGGCUAAAACUCUGAAAGCCACCGUCAAUGCGGGGGCGCCGCCGAACAAGCAACAGAAAACCAUUUAUUUUGGCCAAUCCAAAUUCUCCCCUACUUUUGCAGAACAGAAUACUCAGAAUUGUAGUUGUCAGAACAGAAUCCCAAGCUUCCUUUCUCCUAUCACAAGUGUAAGAAAAUAUUUUUAAUAAAGAGGUUUUUUUUUUUUUUUGGUAAGAAACAACGGUAACCAUACAAAAACCUCCUCAUUCCAAUUCCUAGCGCGAAAUAGAGGAAAAAAAAUAACAAUUUCCCAAAUGCUAUCAGUCACUCCCCCUCUCCUUCUCCACAGAAACUCCACCCUCUUCUUCUUCCCAUCAUUCCCAAUCCGCACGAGGCCUCCGAGCCCCAUCAGGAUCUCACGAUGCUCUUCGGGCCUCCAAGAGGCCAAGGACGCAGAUCAGCUCGGAUCGGACGAGCUCUCCGCCUCGUCGCCGUUCCCGGCCGUCAAGGCGGCGAAGAGAGUGGUUCUGGUGAGGCACGGGCAGAGCACGUGGAACGAGGAAGGUAGGAUCCAAGGCAGCUCCAAUUUCUCAGUGCUCACCAAGAAAGGCGAGGCUCAGGCCCAGACUUCCCGCCAAAUGCUCAUCGGAGAUGCCUUCGAUGUCUGCUUCGCCAGUCCCUUGGCACGGUCAAAGAGAACAGCCGAAAUUAUAUGGGACACUCGCAAAGAGGAAAUGAUUAUGGAUUUUGAUUUGAGGGAAAUCGACUUGUACUCAUUUCAAGGCCUCUUAAAGCAUGAGGGAAAAGAAAAGUUUGGUGCAGCUUUUCAGAAAUGGCAGGUAGAUGCACCAAAUUUUAGCAUUGAUGAUCAUUAUCCAGUGAGAGAGUUAUGGGCACGUGCUAGGAGCUGCUGGACCAGAAUACUAUUGCAUGAAAGCAGGUCUGUUCUUGUGGUUGCUCAUAAUGCUGUUAAUCAGGCUCUCCUUGCAACAGCCAUUGGACUGGGAACAGAGUAUUUCAGGACUUUAGUUCAGAGCAAUUGUGGUGUAAGCGUACUGGACUUCACCCCACGUGCUGAGGGUGGACCACCAUAUAUCUGCCUCAAUCGUCUAAACCAGACCCCAAGUUCACCUAUUGAAGCUGGAAGUUCAGGGGGAAGGAAAACUAGUAAGCGGAUCAUACUUGUUUGUCAUGGAUCCACAAAGAUGAAUGCAGAGCCAAUGGACAUGCUUGGGGUUAUAAAGGCCCAGAAAAUUGCCGAGCUACUUCUUGAUUUAAAAGUGAACUCUAUAGUUAGCAGUCCUAAGGAAGCUUCUGUUGAAACAGCGAUUGCCAUCUCCAGAGUACAAGAAGCUGCAGAUUGUUUGGGAGCUGACUCUGUGCCACGCUCUGUGGAGAUGAAGCAGAUGGAGAACCUUGAUGUUGAAAACAUUCUUCAGAAGUCAAAUAAGAAUGAAAUGGAGAUUCCACCUCUUCAGCCCGGUUGUCUUAAUGGAUUUGAGGAUAGAGUCGUGGAAGCUGUGUGGGAUCAAUCUGAGAAGGCCUGGCAGUCUCUGCUAGAAGAAGUAGCUGAUGAAGCAGCACCGGAAAAAGUUGUUGUUGCAGUUGGUCAUCCUGCAUUGCACAUAGCAUUGCUGGGGCGCUGCCUGAAUUUGACAAAAGAAUGGUUGGGAUCAUUUCAUCUUGAUGCAGGAAGCAUCAGUAUCAUUGAUUUUCCAGAUGGUCCUAGUGGGAGAGGUGUUAUUCGGUGCAUAAACUAUACUGCCCAUUUGGGGAGAUGGUCAGUACCUAUAACCAAAUCAACAGUAAACGAUAAAAAUAUUUAGAAAUGAUUCGUGUAGUGAACUGGUAUAGUUUUCUUUGGAGUUCGUAUACUGAUCCUACUGUAUCGAAGUAGGAUACAAAAAGAGAUGGAAUUACUUUGAUCCAUGUAUUAUAAAUUUAAUUUUUAGUUCCUCUC
Messenger RNA from Rosa rugosa (rugosa rose), 2468 nucleotides. Its product is annotated as probable 2-carboxy-D-arabinitol-1-phosphatase. The transcript is spliced from 9 exons. Gene Ontology annotation, molecular function: phosphatase activity. NCBI's taxonomy places the organism in Eukaryota, Viridiplantae, Streptophyta, Magnoliopsida, Rosales, Rosaceae. The record is from RefSeq and is a predicted model, not a curated record. Bases 823 to 2334 code for a protein of 503 amino acids.